AUGAGGCAGAAACGAAGGAACCAAGCGAAGAUUCCCCUGAACGGGAACAGCGCCGGCAGUGUCCAUAAGACGCACAACACGAAGAGGAAAAAAACGGAGAAAGUGGGGGCGAACAAAACGCAUGGAGAAAAUGAUCCGAAUAGAAAAUUGGACAUCCUCUUUUAUGGGAGCAAAAAUAUAUACUUGAGAGAUAUUCACAAUUUUAUCAUAAACCUGCGGAUUGAAAAGAAUCUGUACAGAAACGACCUGUUCAUCGUGAAAAAUAGUGAUUGCAUAAAUAAUUUAAUCGUAGUGGUUGUGCCAAACUUGUCCAGUUGGUUCAUAAGGGAUAUUUCUACCAAUGGUGUUUUUUCCAAACUACAGAAGAACAACAACUUUAGGAAAAUCAACACUGAAAAUUGUUUUAAAAAUAAUUACAGCAAUUUAAUUUUAAAAGCGCUUAGUGUAUCUGUGAUGAAAAAAAAUAGAGGAACAAAUUAUAACUCAUCCGGGGAUACCUUCUACAUCGAAAAUUAUUUACUUAGCAGUGAGCAGAUGCUCCUGAAUCGGUACCCAAAGAAGGAUUCUGAGGACUACCUUAGUUUUGAUAAUAUUGAAUAUAUAAAGGUAGAUAAAGGAAUAACCGACAUGCGCUCCUAUUUAAACACCACCAUGAACACCACCUCCAGUAUCCUGCCUGAUCAUAAUGGCACCCCAAAUGAACUAAAACAUUCUGAUGAGGCAAACAUACCUGUUGCAGAGCCGGUUGAUGCCCCACCAAACGGGAAUGAUCCCAAUGGUGACACCACUAAUUUGGAAAAGACCACUGAAGAGGCCAAAAAUAUUUUUACCGAAGAACAUAUAACGAUGUAUGCCCAGGUGUUGGAGAAACUGCUUAGGGCCUCUGAAAUGGCAUCACAGAAAAAGGGGAAAUGUACCCCACCGAGUGAUCCAAAGGAAAAGGAAAAAACGGAGUCGAUAGAAGAGUUCGAUGAAGAAGAAAAUCAGAACCACCAAGUUGUAAACGGAGGGGAGGAAGAAAAUCAAAACCACGAAAUUGUAAACGGAAGGGAAGGAGAAAAUCAAAACCACCAAGUUGUAAACGGAGGAGAAGAAGAAGAUCAAAACUACCAAGUUGUAAACGGAGGAAAAGAAGAAAAUGCAGAUGGAGGCACCCACGCAUGUCCCCCCAAUGGGGAGGUUAGUGGAGGUCUCAACUCUUUGAGUGAGGAUGCCAGUGAGAAUGGAAACACCAACAAUGGGAGAGAUGAUCUGAGUUAUUCUAAUACCCCUAAGUGGCAACCGCCCGUCAAGUUCGAUCUAGACAACAUCUACAGUAUUGACUGCGAAAUGUGCGAAACGAUAAAUAAGAAAAGGGAACUCACGAAAAUUACUGUAGUCGAUGCGUACAUGAAUAUAGUAUACGACUCAUAUGUCAUUCCAGAUAAUCAAAUCACAAACUACUUAACUCCCUACUCGGGAAUAAGUGAAAGUACCCUUCAAAAUGUACAUACAAAAUUGAAAGAUGUACAGGAACAUUUAAAAAAAUUUUUUAAUAAAGAAUCCAUUUUAAUUGGUCACUCUUUAGAAAAUGAUUUGCACGCACUGCAAAUUCACCACGAGUAUGUCAUUGACACAUCUGUGAUUUACUCCAACUCGGCCUACUGUUUUUUGAAGCCCUCUUUGUUUAACCUGUGCCAACGGUACCUGGGUAUCACCAUGAAGAGGGAGAAGGGACACAACUCGAUUGACGACGCGAAGAUAAGCAUGUUCCUCGCGCUUAAGAAGAUGAGCGAGUUCGACACGGCCGAGCCCUUCUACCAGUACCAGCCGCUACCAGCCUUCCUGAACCGGGACAAUUUCACCAACGUGAAGGGGAAUGUCAUAUACCAGGAAGACCUGAGCCACAAGUACGAGAAAAACCUGUGCAUAUAUGACGCAAAGAACGAAUACAUAGAGGAAAAACUACCCAGGUAUUUCCUAAAAAACAGCUUCCACUGUCCAUGUGAAAACGACGAUGAGUGUGUAGAAAACCUAAUCAUGAAUAUCAAAAAUGAAAAUAAAAUAAAGAAUUAUCUACUCAUAUUAAGAGAGUACGAAAAUCUGUGCAAUCGAAAAAUUUAUAAUUGUGUAAAAAAUGCCAAGGAGGAAAAUUUUAAAGUCGAUGAAAAUGGUGAGCUAUUCCAAAUUCCCACCAGAGUGGAAGCAAGUGAAAUUCUUAAAAAAUUAAGUCAAAAUAUUGAGAGCAUUUAUGAAAACCUAGGGGCAAAUGAUGUCCUCAUAUUACUCUCCUUCAACAGUAACUAUCUAGCGGAGGAAAAAAUUACAGAAACCCUAUUCUUGGCUAAGGAUAUAUUUUACGCAAAUAUAGAGACAAAUGAUAAAUUAAGCAACCUCACUGCGAAAAUUAAUUCCAUGGAAAAAAUCAUUGCCAAGAAACAGAGCGACAAUGAUUUAGUAAAUUUGCACUUCUUGCAGUUUAGGCAUCUCCUCUCCUUGUACGAACGCCACAUUAUCACUUACCUUAAUGAGCAAAAAAAUAAUGAUCGGAAUAUUUUCAUUUUGAAUUCUCUCACAAAUUUGAAGAACAUCGUAUGUGGCAACAGUCGGAAGAAGACUUUCAAUGGAUGGUUUUCCAUUCUUCUCAAAGCAUAA
Messenger RNA from Plasmodium knowlesi strain H, 2634 nucleotides. Its product is annotated as exonuclease, putative. Gene Ontology annotation, molecular function: exonuclease activity; nucleic acid binding. The transcript has 2 exons. Gene Ontology annotation, cellular component: nucleus. The record is from RefSeq and is a predicted model, not a curated record. NCBI's taxonomy places the organism in Eukaryota, Apicomplexa, Aconoidasida, Haemosporida, Plasmodiidae. The coding region runs from base 1 to 2634 and encodes 877 amino acids.